Messenger RNA from Diceros bicornis minor, 2687 nucleotides. RefSeq names its product matrix metallopeptidase 25 (gene MMP25). Gene Ontology annotation, cellular component: extracellular matrix. The transcript has 10 exons. Gene Ontology annotation, molecular function: metalloendopeptidase activity; zinc ion binding. Lineage: Eukaryota; Metazoa; Chordata; Mammalia; Perissodactyla; Rhinocerotidae. Bases 1 to 1680 code for a protein of 559 amino acids. The record is from RefSeq and is a predicted model, not a curated record. Gene Ontology annotation, biological process: collagen catabolic process; proteolysis; extracellular matrix organization.
AUGCUCCGGCUCCUGGCCCUGCUGCUCCCGCUGCUGCCGCCCCCCGCGCGCGCCUCGGAGCCCGCGGCGCAGGACGUCAGCCUGGGCGUGGACUGGCUGACCCGCUAUGGCUACCUGCCGCCGCCCCACCCUGCCCAGGCCCAGCUGCAGAGCCCUGCAAAGCUGCGCGAUGCCAUCAAGGUCAUGCAGAGGUUUGCUGGGCUGCCUGAGACAGGCCUCCUGGACCGAGGGACAGUGGCUGCCAUGCAUAAGCCCCGCUGCUCCCUGCCUGACGUGCUGGGGGUGGCAGGGCUGGUCAAGCGGCGCCGCCGAUACGCCCUGAGUGGCAGCAUGUGGAAGAAGCGAACCCUGACAUGGAGGGUACAGUCCUUCCCCCAGAGCUCCGCGCUGAGCCAGGAGACGGUGCGGACCCUCAUGCACCACGCCUUGACCGCCUGGGGCGUUGAGUCAGGCCUCAGAUUCCGGGAGGUGGGUUCUCAGGGCCCCAGCGAGCCCGACAUCCUCAUCGACUUUGCCCGGGCAUACCACCAGGACAGUUACCCCUUCGACGGGCAAGGGGGCACCCUCGCCCAUGCCUUCUUCCCUGGGGAGCACUCCAUCUCUGGGGACACUCACUUCGACGAUGAGGAGACCUGGACUUUUGGGUCAAAAGAUGGUGAGGGGACGGACCUGUUUGCAGUGGCUGUUCAUGAGUUUGGCCAUGCCCUGGGCCUGGGCCACUCGUCAGCACCUGACUCCAUCAUGAGGCCCUUCUACCAGGGCCCGGUGGGUAACCCGGCUGAGUACCGCCUGUCCCAGGAUGACAGGGAAGGCCUGCAGCAGCUCUACGGGAAAGCGCCCCAACCCCCCUAUGACACGCCCACAAGGAAACCCCUGGCUCCUCCUCCCCCGCCCCCUGCUCUGCCCCCAGACAGCCCCUCCCUCCCCGGCCCUGAUCGCUGCGAGGGCAAUUUUGACGCCAUCGCCAACAUCCGUGGGGAAACCUUCUUCUUCAAAGGCCCCUGGUUCUGGCGCCUCCAGCCCUCGGGACAGCUGGUGUCCCCCCGGCCCGCGCGGCUCCAUCGCUUCUGGGAGGGGCUACCGGCCCAGGUGCAGGUCAUCCAGGCGGCCUACGCCCGGCACCCGGACGGCCGCAUCCUCCUCUUCAGCGGCCCCCAGUUCUGGGUGUUCCAGGACCGGCAGCUGGAGGGCGCCGCGCGGCCGCUCUCCGAUCUGGGGCUGCCCCCGGGGGAGGCGGUGGACGCCGUGUUCUCGUGGCCGCUGAACGGGAAGACCUACCUGAUCCGGGGCCGGCGCUACUGGCGCUACGACGAGGCGGCGGCGCGCCCGGACCCCGGCUACCCGCGCGACCUGAGCCUCUGGGAGGGGGCGCCUCUGGCCCCCGACGAUGUCACCGUCAGCAACACAGGGGACACCUACUUCUUCAAGGGCGCCCACUACUGGCGCUUUCCCAAGGGCAGCGUCCAGGCCGAGCCGGACUCGCCCCAACCCAUGGGCCCCAAGUGGCUGGACUGCCCGGCCCCCAGCGCUGGCCCUCGCGCCCCCAGGACCCCCAAAGCCACCCUCAAGCCCGGACCCUGCGAUUGUCAGUGCGAGAUCAAUCAGGCCACGGGGCGGGGGUCCGUGUCCCUCCUGCUGCCCCUUCUGUCCCUGCUGGUGGGGGGCGUCACCUCCCGCUGACGGGGACCAGGCCGCUAGGAGGAAGGGGCCGGAUCUCCUGCUGGGGGCGGGUGCAUCGCUGCCCAGCCCCAUCCUCUGUUCCCAGGGGCGGGGCUGGGCCCGGGUGCAGCUGGGCGGAUGCAAGUGGAGCUAAGCCCUGGGGACAGGGGACAAAGGCUGGCCCUUGGGCCGAACGCGCGAGGGCUCGGCUUCGCCUCCCCCAGACCUGCGACCUCGGAAACCAGGACUCCGGCGGAGCACGGCCCUCCCAGGUGUCGCCUUUUCCUGGAAUAGCUGGCCUUUCUCACAGCUCAGGCGGCUGACUCCUCGUAGCCCUGACCACGCCCAGCAAGUGCGGCUGCAGGCUGUUUGGCUCUUUAGAAGACAGGCCUGAUGGGGAAGCUGAUCCCCGCCCCUCUCUCCACCUGCUGCUCUGAGUUUCCCAGAAGUUUCUCACCCUGUCCUGCUCCACCAUAUCCCAGUCAGUGCCACAUAGGUAGGCAGCCUGGACCCAUCCCUGGGACCACCCCUGAGCACCAGUGUCCAUGUCCUGGGUCACAUCCAUGGCCACACAGGUGACCUUCCGCAGUCCAGGCCUGUGGACCUCCUUGCUAGUCACCACCCUAUCCAGACUGUCCCCCGUUCAAUAGGACACCAUCGCAGCCCUAGGAAAGCUCUCAUGGCCUCCACACUGGAGUGUCUGCCUCUUCCCUCAAGGAGAACUCCUGGGCCCCAUCAGCUCGGGGCUGGAGGAAAGACACUGGACUGAGUUCCCUCUCAGUCAGGGUCAUUGCCUCCUCAGCAUCCUGGGUGAUGAGUGGGGGGAACCUGGACCACCUCAUUCACCUCCUCACUUCUCACAGAAUUCAGGAUCUAAAUCAGUGCUUCUGGAACUGUGGGUCUAGAAUAUUCCUCAUCAGAGUCACCCAGGGAUCUUAAAAAUGCAGACGCCAUACCCUCACCCUGAAUCCUCACUCUGAGGCUGGGGUCAGGAGUCUGCAUUUGAGCUGGCUGGGGGGUGGGUGGCC